Molecule: messenger RNA, 2671 nt
Organism: Coregonus clupeaformis (lake whitefish)
Lineage: Eukaryota; Metazoa; Chordata; Actinopteri; Salmoniformes; Salmonidae
Product: TRAF3-interacting JNK-activating modulator
Exons: 12
Coding region: 270-1520 (416 amino acids)
Source: RefSeq, a predicted model, not a curated record
UACUCACACUCACAAGGCUUCAUCCGUGGAGAGACAAAUGUGUGGUUUUGGUCAUGUAUCAUCCUCUUAUGGUGUUUCCUUCUCUUUACCUAUGGUGUGUUGUGAGUGAUCUGUCUCAGCUUUGAGUCAGCAGCCUUCUCGUACACUGAGAUAGCACACUACAGCUAGUUUCUGCUUAAGGUGAAGCAUAACUCAUGCUUCACAUACAUAAAUGAGGACUUCAUACAUAAAUGAGGACUUCAUACCACAGUUAAAGUUCAUCCACCAAUAUGGAGAUCCAAAAAGACCUCAGGAGGAGACGACAUCGGAUGGAGAGUUACGACCAAAAGCUGGAACAACGGGCAGCAAAACAUGAGUUCUUGAGAGAUCGCAACAAUGUGACGACAUGUCGCAGCCCAGGAUACAAGCUGGAGGCCGACUGGAAGAGUGAAAUGCAGCAGAAAAGACAGAUGGAGUUCCAGAGAAGGAGACAGAUUGUCCAGGCUGCCACUCAUCAGGCUGAUGAAAAGGAGUCAAACAAGGAGACCAAAGUCACGAUGAGGACCAACAGGCAGAGAGUGUCUCUCAUCCACAGACAGUCCCUCAUAUCAGCAGAGGAUCUGGGGAUAACCUGGCCAGAUGUACACUCCAUCGGGAAGGCGACAUGGAUCACCUCACCACCACUGCAUGGGGCAGGAGGGAAAAACAAAAUAGGGCAGCUUCACUCUGACGUCUCACAGACAUUCCCUCACACACCACAGCAGCCUUCACUGAGGAAGAGUAUGGAUAUCAGUGAUAAAGUAGUUAAACAGGACCAGAGUGGCCUAGUAACGUUAACCAGUCAGCCACAACAGAGGAAUGCCUGCUGUCAGACAAAGCAUGGCUAUUGCACUGUUAAGGAGGCAGACCUCGUUCAACUCUCUGAGUAUCUACAGGACGCUCUGUGGCGAGAGGAUUCUCUGAAACAGAAGCUUGCUAUACUGCAGCACACCACCUCUACUCUACUGCUCUCACAUGACAAUGUCUGGAAGAUCUGUUGCAAAGAGGACAAGAUGAAGGGAAAGAUUGGGGCACUAGAGUCACAGCUGAAGAUCUGUGUUCAGAGGCUGUCCAGGGAUGGAACCAAGAAGCUGCUGCUACAGUCGGAGCAGCAGAGGCAGGAGCUGGAGGAGAUGGCCGUGGCCGCACUCCAGAGGGUCACUGACCAAAAAAACAAGGCCCAGGACAGGGCUCACAGCCUGAAGAUGGCACUGCAGACUGCCCAGGUUGAGUCAUCACAGUGCAGAGAGCGCUAUGAGGAGGAGAGGAGGAAAUGCGCCCAGCUGAGGACAUCUCUGGUGCAGAACAUAGACCAUAUAAACCUGUUACAGAGCCAGCUAGAGAAAGUGAUGGGACAGGAGGCCACUCUGGAGAGUCAGCUGCUGCAGCAGAAACACACUGAGGCUGAGCUCCACCUCAAGAUCAACCUCCUAGAGGACAACCUCCACACCUGCAGAACACAACUAGAGACAUGGAGACACCAAGACACCAAGAUACAGUAGGAGAUUGUCAGAAGACAGCAACAGGACUCCAUAGAGCAUCCAUUAGAUGAGCAGUUUCAUCCAGCCAUGUCACACCACAGCAACAAGAAACAAAGCAUGAUGGAAGCCAACGUCGAUAGGAGUGAGGUCAGAAUUAGUCUACAAUUCCCUUUCAUCUUAGUCAAACCCAGAGCACCAUCAAUUUCUGUCCCCACUGUCUUCAUCCUGUGACUCCAACAUUUUUAUUGGCUCUGCUUGAUUUUAAUCCUUUAUUAACUUGAUACUGAUGGAAUCUUUUUCUUUUUCCACCAAGAGACGUUGUUGUCCCUGGUUCAUCCUGACCCUGUUCAUGGUAGUCAUGGUGGUGGCCAUUUUGACAUUGUUACUGGUCAAUAUCCCCACAACAAGGAAUCAGCUGUGGGUCCUUUACCAAGUACUACAGGAACACACAGAGAAGUAUUGCUAUAGGCCCAUAUGACAAGACCUGGGAACUGGACAAACCUCUGAAGAACUUGCUCUAAAGGUUUUGGGAAAUACAGUAUGUUCUAUGUAUUUUUACAUCACAUUGGACUUAAUUUUUUUGCCAUUGUAAAUGUCUUUGCAUCUUGAAGUCAAUUUGUAUUCAUAACCAUGUGUUAUGGUUACUGCUUCAUGUUCAUGCUUACUUGUUGUAUCCUCUCAUAAUCAAAUACAUGUCCUCAGUAUAGUUGACACAUUUGCCACUUUUAUAACUGGACCGUAAAACUGAAAUUUUAAAAACUGAAAUUUUAAAAACUGACCCCUUGGCUAGUUUUGGACAUUUUUAUUUCAGAAAAAGGAAAAUACAAAUCAUUAGUGGGAAAAAGAGUUGAGAUCCUUUCUAACAAUAAGUGCACACCCCUUAUACUAUUUUCAUAGGCCAAAACAAAUGGUUUAAAUUCCAUAUAAUGAUAAGUGUAGGCUAUAGAUGGGGAAAAUCCACAUUUAAAUGAUCUUCCCCACUAGUACCUUUAAAAUUAUCUUCUCCAUAAAAAACUAGGUUAUAGUAAACUAUUCACCGAUCUAGCAGGACCAGUUAGAAUCACAUGAAGGAAUGGAUCUCAACAGUCAUUGGCGCCAGGUAGCCUAGCGGUUAAGAGCGUUGAGCCACUAACUGAAAGGUUGCUGGUUUGAAUCCGGAGCCGACUAGGUGA